Messenger RNA from Chelonus insularis, 514 nucleotides. RefSeq lists its product as uncharacterized. Lineage: Eukaryota; Metazoa; Arthropoda; Insecta; Hymenoptera; Braconidae. Gene Ontology annotation, molecular function: odorant binding. The transcript is spliced from 5 exons. Bases 59 to 514 code for a protein of 151 amino acids. The record is from RefSeq and is a predicted model, not a curated record.
CUUGCAGUAUCAAAGUUUUUUCUUUGGACUUUAUUUUCAAGUUAAACAUAAUAUAAAAAUGACUCGUGCAAUCUUUUCACUAUUGACUGUAUUGGUUCUUGCCAACAUAGUUUCGGUAUUGGGUCAAAAAGUUAAAACUAUUAAUGAAGCGGAUUCCGAUUGGAGAGAAGGAAUCGCAUCAACAAUUGAAGAGUGCAAAUAUCUUAUGUCAGAAGAAACGGCUUCAUAUUUGGAAGAUGACUAUGAAUACGAUAAUAAUGAAGUUCGAGAUUUUUUGGGUUGUCUUUACACUAAGCUUGGAUACAUGAAAGACUGUAAGAUGGUAGCCGAUACAAUUCAUAACGAUGUUAAUAUAUAUUUUGAUGGCGUGGACUCAGAAACAUGUGACGCUGUUCAUGACGCAGUAGACUUUUGUUGUAAACACGAAGUUGAUGAGCAUGACUCUUGUCCGGAUGCUGCUGGAAAGUUCACUAAUUGUCUCAACAGGAAAAAGAAGAAUGACGUAGAGAAAUAA